This is a messenger RNA of Seriola aureovittata, 2954 nucleotides long. It is a transcript of the gene pou4f4, whose product is annotated as POU class 4 homeobox 4. Gene Ontology annotation, molecular function: DNA-binding transcription factor activity, RNA polymerase II-specific; RNA polymerase II cis-regulatory region sequence-specific DNA binding. Lineage: Eukaryota; Metazoa; Chordata; Actinopteri; Carangiformes; Carangidae. The coding region runs from base 310 to 1356 and encodes 348 amino acids. Gene Ontology annotation, biological process: regulation of transcription by RNA polymerase II. The transcript is spliced from 2 exons. The record is from RefSeq and is a predicted model, not a curated record.
AGGCGAGGAGCAUCUUUAUUAUAGAAGUCAUUUACAGGCAAAGAGGAGGCAGGAGAUCCACAGGAGUGCAGGAGUUACCUCUCCUCUUCUUCUUCUUCUUCUUCUACUUCUUCUAUUUCUUCUUUUUUUUUUUUUUUAAUAAUCUGACGCCACCUGCGAUCCCCGAUUCACGAACGACUUUUCAUCCAAACCGACUGCGUCUGGCAGGUUUUGUUUGUGUUUCCUCUCUGAGGCGUUCCUUUAUAGAAAACUACCAAAACGGACCCGAACGACGAAGACGGACAACGACCCUCACUCACUUCUGCAAUCAUGAUGUCGAUGAACAGCAAACAGCCUUUCAGUAUGCACCCCAUCCUCCACGAGCCCAAAUACACUCCUCUGCACUCCAGCUCGGAGGCCAUCCGCAGGGCCUGUCUGCCCACACCGUCGCUUCAGGGCAACAUCUUCGCCGGCUUCGAUGAGACGCUGCUGCAGAGAGCCGAGGCUCUGGCCGCUGUGGACAUCGUGGCCCAGAAGAGCCACCCGUUCAAGCCAGACGCGACCUACCACACCAUGACCACCAUGACCAGUAUGACCUGCACCCCGACCUCCUCCUCCGCGCACCUGCACCACCCGUCGGUGCUCACCUCCCACCACCACCCGGGGCACCACCAGCCGUCGCAGGGUCUGGAGGGCGACCUGCUGGACCACCUCACACCGGGCAUCUCCUUGGGAGGCAUGCCCGGCUCGGACGUCUGCUCCACGGCCUCGCACACCGCCCACGCCGCCCACAUGUCUGCCAUCAACCACAUGCAGCACCACCACCAUCAGCAGUCCAUGAACAUGCACCCACACGGGCUGGGGUCCCACAGCUCCUUAGGGACCGGCGGCGGAGACGCGGAGCCGGAUCCCCGGGAGCUGGAGUCGUUCGCCGAGAGAUUCAAACAAAGGCGGAUCAAACUCGGAGUGACCCAGGCGGACGUGGGCGCGGCCCUGGCCAACCUUAAGAUCCCCGGGGUCGGAUGUCUGAGCCAGAGUACCAUCUGCAGGUUCGAGUCCCUGACCCUGUCACACAACAACAUGGUGGCCCUGAAGCCGAUCCUGGAGGCCUGGCUGGAGGAGGCGGAGCGGGCGCAGAGGGAGAAGAUGUCCAAGCCAGAGAUCUUCAACGGGGGCGACAAGAAGAGGAAACGCACGUCUAUCGCGGCCCCGGAGAAGCGCUCCCUGGAGGCUUAUUUCGCCGUGCAGCCGAGGCCCUCGUCGGAGAAGAUCGCCGCGAUCGCCGAGAAAUUGGACCUGAAAAAGAACGUGGUCCGGGUUUGGUUUUGCAAUCAGAGGCAAAAGCAGAAACGGAUGAAGUUUUCAGCGACUCACUAAGACCAGCAGGGGGGGGGGGGACCAGCGGGUCUCUGCCCCGUUAACACAAAGACAAAUCAGAGACAAGCUGCUGCUGCACACUGUCAGAAAAACAAGGUACACCGUUGUGCCUUUUGUUACUGUGGCCCGACCUGUCUGACUCAGACAGGGGCCCAUAGGUGCGCACUUAAAAAAAUAUUAUAUCCAUCUUAACAAGUCAUUUAAUCUCUUAUCGAGUCUUAAAGUAGAGUUUGGUUUUUAUUUUCCCUCAAGAUAAAAGUUUCUGCAGCCAGCAUCACCUCAUCGGCUGAAUUCGUUAUUUACUGAAGAGAAAAAAACAUCUACAUUUCAUGACUGAUGAUGGACUAAAUGUCUUGUUAAGAGUCCUUGCAGUGUUGUCCACCUUGUAAAGGAGCAGCAUUCACAGCCGUAUUUUUUUGCACCAGUGCCUGAAUUCCAGUUGUGGAAAUGAUUUCACAGAAAGUAUUUGAAACACAGGCUGCAACUUAUUUUUUUUUUGUUUGUUUUUUUUUUUUCGCUUUUGAAGCAGAUGCAAAGAAAAACCUGCCUCUGGGGGUGUUUCACUUGUAUUUUACAGACACUGAUAGUUCUGGAUGUGGGACACCUGAUGACCAUCUUCACUCAGUAUAAACCGGAACUCUUUUUGUUUUUUAUUUUAAACCGUGUGGGGAAAAGUUCAGCCUCACAAAAACACAACAACUGGAUUCAACGGUGUACCUUUAUUUUUAUUCUGACAGUGGAGACCGGAAGCACCGGGACUGGGAGAAAGACUGACACCCUGUCCAAAAGGAAAAGAAAAAGAAAAAAAAAAGACUCAAGACUCAAAUCUCUCUGCUUCUCCACAGUUAGGCCGACGAUCUCUGAGAUAUGACGGGAGACAGUGAUCAACCAUCGCGGGCAGGAAAAGAGGGGGAACGAUGCCCCGUCCCAUUCAUUCAUAUGGCAAUUAUUGUACAAAAAAAAUAAGAAUAAUAAUGACGGGAAUCGAGGAAUAAUUGUUAUUAUCCUCCUUAGUUGGAAUAGCUUUUUUUAUAUUUAUCAUUGUACAUAUUUGUGAAUAUGUUGCACCUCCGUGUGUGGAAAAAGCUCAUUGAAAUGUAUUGAAUUCUCGCUGUCUUUCCUCCCAGGUGUUUGUUUCUGUAGGGAAAUGGAUGUUGUUUUUUGUUUGUUUGUUUGUUUUUUUUUAAUGGGGGGGGGGGGGGGCAGGAUCGGACCACAUGUCUGUCUGUGGCGAAUAUAUGAGGCACAAUAACUCUACUGUAAUCCAUUGCAUGGUUUACUCGUAAGGGGAGGGGGAGGUGGAGGGUGGGGGAGAGAGAGAGAGAGGGGUGUUUUCUGUGCGUCUCAUCCAAAAAUAUCAAACUUACCAUCCUCCCUCCCUCCACCCCCCACCCCCCCUCCACCCCCCCCUUCCCUCGAAGUGAAUGCAUUGCAAUAAGAAGAAACACGAACACACGCACGAAUACACACAUUCACACGGUAUAUAGCUGUGUGUCUACCUCAUUACGCAAGUGUUGGCACGUUCAUGGUGAUUUUAAAAACACACGCUAAAAAAAAGAAAGAAAAAAAAGAGGAGUAGGUCAUGUUUUUUUUUUUUG